GAAAAAACAUACAAAUUUACUUAACGUGUAUACACAGGAAGAAUCACAGCGUGAUUACCCACCCCUCAGAGGGCUUCAGAAGCUUGUGGAUACAAUCCCAGCGAUACAGGUUAUGGUAGGGAGAAGAGGAAUUCUGUUGAGGGAUUACAAGGGAGAAUGAAUGUAUCAGGAACACAUUAAUUUGUACAACAUCUUGUGAAAGGGUCUGCUCAGGUGUGAUUACUACAUUCUUGGUUUUACAGGGAGGCAACAAAAACAAUUAUGUUCCUUGUGAUGUGUCUAAACUUUAUCCUUUGCUUUGGCCGAGAUGGCGUGGGGAUUUAGGGGAGUGGGAACUUGAGGCUUCUUCAGUUCAGAUGUCAAAACGCCAUUAUUUGGGGGUAUGUUUCUGCGCCUCCAACACUGUUUAACAGGGAGGCUUGUUUCAUCCAGUAAGGGGGUCAAGAAAUGGUUCCCCGAAGAAAACGAUUCUUGAAAUCUGACAAAUAAAUGAGGUGUCAAACAGGCAAAAAGUGUGUCGGAAUGAGCACGGAUGAGGGUAGGGUGGAAAAAUCUUGGUACUUACUCUGUGGGAAGACCUGAGGAAAAAAAGCCACUACAGUUUAUAGUUCAGUGUAUGGUGGGCGAAGGAGAUGAAGCCGAAAACUUGGACAAUCUUGUCCAAGAGCAAGGGAAAGCCACCAAAGAUUUUUCAGCAGAUUGCCGUGAUCAUAUUUGUAUUUGAAGACUACAACGGUGCUGUAUGAAAAAUGGAUGCACAAAGCCGAAUUGGGAAGCUAUUGUUCCUGGAAAGUAUAACCCUGAAGGCGGAGAGUUGUAGAGAACAGAACUGAUGUUUAAAAAGAAAAAUCCACAAGACGUGGUGGUGGAGCACGUACCUGAAGUUGUGCCUAUUGCGCUUCUGAUUUCAAAUAAGUAAUUGUUUUAAAUUGCCUACUAACAUAAAAAAGCCCAGUCGAUUCCAAACACUGGCACCCAGGCGUGAGAAUCCAUGGUUAUUUCCUUGGGUGAGCUUUAUUGUAUUUUUGCGGGCGCUAUGGAAAUGCUCCUCCAGGCAGUACAGAUCAGCAGCGGCUCGUAGUGAAGAAUGUUCAAGGAAGAGUUUACCCCGGAUCACCAGGACAUGGGGCUUGGGGAGCCUGGACUGCCAUGAGGAAGGUCGAUUCACCACUACAGACAGGGAGCCUGAGGCCUGGGUGGUGCCGACAAGUCGGCAGUCACGCCAGGUCAGGAAGCGCCGAAGCCGCGGGAAACCCUGGACUCCAUCCCGGGAUUUGUCCCAGUGUCGAAGAUGGUAUCCAGGUUGCCGAAAACUUCCCGGAAGUUUAGACUAAGACCUACUUAUUAUCUACGGUGUCCGGGAAGGUCCAUGAUUGUGCCACAUAAAGUCAGAAGGGAGGAAAGGCGCACGCGCAUUGGGGACUUGACUCUGGAAAGCGUCCAGACCAAGGUCAGCGGAGAGUAGGCAUGUAGCUUCUGCAGUUGCUCCUCCUCACCCUCCGCGACCUGAUUUCCUAGAAGGGCUCUGUCACCCGAAAAGAUUUUCCACUGGCUUAGAGGAGGGAGGGCCCGCCUUCCCCCGUUAUCCAUUGGCUGCUCGUUCCGCCGCAAGUUGGGGGCGGGGUUAGGGCGCCUUUCGAUUGCAUCAGCUGGUCCAGCCGAGGCCAAGUUCCCGGGCGCUAGCCCACCUCCGACCCGCCUCUUGGCUCCUCUCCUCUAGGCCGUCGCUUUCGGGUUCUCUCAUCGCUUCGUCGUUCGCCAAUGUUUGAGGAGAAGGCCAGCAGUCCUUCAGGGAAGAUGGGAGGCGAGGAGAAGCCGAUUGGUGCUGGUGAAGAGAAGCAAAAGGAAGGAGGCAAAAAGAAGAACAAAGAAGGAUCUGGAGAUGGAGGUCGAGCUGAGUUGAAUCCUUGGCCUGAAUAUAUUUACACACGUCUUGAGAUGUAUAAUAUACUAAAAGCAGAACAUGAUUCCAUUCUGGCAGAAAAGGCAGAAAAAGAUAGCAAGCCAAUUAAAGUCACUUUGCCUGAUGGUAAACAGGUUGAUGCGGAAUCUUGGAAAACUACACCAUAUCAAAUUGCCUGUGGAAUUAGUCAAGGCCUGGCCGACAACACCGUUAUUGCUAAAGUAAAUAAUGUUGUGUGGGACCUGGACCGCCCUCUGGAAGAAGAUUGUACCUUGGAGCUUCUCAAGUUUGAGGAUGAGGAAGCUCAGGCAGUGUAUUGGCACUCUAGUGCUCACAUAAUGGGUGAAGCCAUGGAAAGAGUCUAUGGUGGAUGUUUAUGCUACGGUCCGCCAAUAGAAAAUGGAUUCUAUUAUGACAUGUACCUUGAAGAAGGGGGUGUGUCUAGCAAUGAUUUCUCUUCUCUGGAGGCUUUGUGUAAGAAAAUCAUUAAAGAAAAACAAGCUUUUGAAAGACUGGAAGUUAAGAAAGAAACUUUACUGGCAAUGUUUAAGUACAACAAGUUCAAAUGCCGGAUAUUGAAUGAAAAGGUGAAUACUCCAACUACCACAGUCUAUAGGUGUGGCCCUUUGAUAGAUCUCUGCCGGGGUCCUCAUGUUAGACACACGGGCAAAAUUAAGGCUUUAAAAAUACACAAAAAUUCCUCCACAUACUGGGAAGGCAAAGCAGAUAUGGAGACUCUCCAGAGAAUUUAUGGCAUUUCAUUCCCAGAUCCUAAAAUGUUGAAAGAGUGGGAGAAGUUCCAAGAGGAAGCUAAAAACCGAGAUCAUAGGAAAAUUGGCAGGGACCAAGAACUAUAUUUCUUUCAUGAACUCAGCCCUGGAAGUUGCUUUUUUCUGCCAAAAGGAGCCUACAUUUAUAAUGCACUUAUUGAAUUCAUUAGGAGCGAAUAUAGGAAAAGAGGAUUCCAGGAGGUAGUCACCCCAAACAUCUUCAACAGCCGACUCUGGAUGACCUCGGGCCACUGGCAGCACUACAGCGAGAACAUGUUCUCCUUUGAGGUGGAGAAGGAGCUGUUUGCCCUGAAACCCAUGAACUGCCCAGGACACUGCCUUAUGUUUGAUCAUCGGCCAAGGUCCUGGCGAGAACUGCCUCUGCGGCUAGCUGAUUUUGGGGUACUUCAUAGGAACGAGCUGUCUGGAGCACUCACAGGACUCACCCGGGUACGAAGAUUCCAACAGGAUGAUGCUCACAUAUUCUGUGCCAUGGAGCAGAUUGAAGAUGAAAUAAAAGGUUGUUUGGAUUUUCUACGUACGGUAUAUAGCGUAUUUGGAUUUUCUUUUAAACUAAACCUUUCUACUCGCCCGGAAAAAUUCCUUGGAGAUAUCGAAGUAUGGGAUCAAGCUGAGAAACAACUUGAAAACAGUCUGAAUGAAUUUGGUGAAAAGUGGGAGUUAAAUGCUGGAGAUGGAGCUUUCUAUGGCCCAAAGAUUGACAUACAGAUUAAAGAUGCGAUUGGGCGGUACCACCAGUGUGCAACCAUCCAGCUGGAUUUUCAGUUGCCCAUCAGAUUUAAUCUUACUUAUGUAAGCCAUGAUGGUGAUGAUAAGAAAAGGCCAGUGAUUGUUCAUCGAGCCAUCUUGGGAUCAGUGGAAAGAAUGAUUGCUAUCCUUACAGAAAACUUUGGGGGCAAAUGGCCCUUUUGGCUGUCCCCUCGCCAGGUAAUGGUAGUUCCAGUGGGACCAACCUGUGAUGAAUAUGCCCAAAAGGUACGACAACAAUUCCACGAUGCCAAAUUCAUGGCAGACAUUGAUCUGGAUCCAGGCUGUACAUUGAAUAAAAAGAUUCGAAAUGCACAGUUAGCGCAGUAUAACUUCAUUUUAGUUGUUGGUGAAAAAGAGAAAAUCAGUGGCACUGUUAAUAUCCGCACAAGAGACAAUAAGGUCCACGGGGAAUGCACCAUUUCUGAAACUAUCGAGCGGCUACAGCAGCUCAAAGAGUUCCGCAGCAAACAGGCAGAAGAAGAAUUUUAAUGAAAAAAUUGCCCAGAUUGGCUCCAUGGAAAAGGAGGAACAGCGUUUCCAUAAAAUUGACUUUGUACUCUGAAAACGUCAAUUUAUAUUGAACUUGGAGGAGUUCGGCAGAGUCCGAAUAGGUCAACCUGCAGGCGUAACUAUUUUUGACCUAGUCAGUUUUUAAACAAUGUGCAUUUGAAGGAGUUAAUUAAAAGAGAGCCAAUAAAAUGAUUUUACUCAUUCAAUAUCUGAGUACUGGAAAUGAAACAUGAGGAAUGCUUUAGUGUAAUGUGGGAGAACUUUUUUGUAAAUUUAAUGCAAUUGAAAAAGUUUUCAAAUUCAAUUAAGGUAACUAGAAUUGGAUUAUGGUGUAAAAAUAAAAAAAAAAUGUAUUCACAUAA
This is a messenger RNA of Gorilla gorilla gorilla (western lowland gorilla), 4316 nucleotides long. RefSeq names its product threonyl-tRNA synthetase 1 (gene TARS1). Gene Ontology annotation, cellular component: cytoplasm; mitochondrion. Gene Ontology annotation, biological process: threonyl-tRNA aminoacylation. Lineage: Eukaryota; Metazoa; Chordata; Mammalia; Primates; Hominidae. Gene Ontology annotation, molecular function: threonine-tRNA ligase activity; ATP binding. The coding region runs from base 1762 to 3933 and encodes 723 amino acids. The transcript is spliced from 19 exons. The record is from RefSeq and is a predicted model, not a curated record.